Urocitellus parryii (Arctic ground squirrel) is the source of this 3383-nucleotide messenger RNA. It is a transcript of the gene Grm3, whose product is annotated as glutamate metabotropic receptor 3. The record is from RefSeq and is a predicted model, not a curated record. Gene Ontology annotation, biological process: G protein-coupled receptor signaling pathway. Gene Ontology annotation, cellular component: membrane. NCBI's taxonomy places the organism in Eukaryota, Metazoa, Chordata, Mammalia, Rodentia, Sciuridae. Gene Ontology annotation, molecular function: G protein-coupled receptor activity.
CCUCUUUUCUCCUCUACCCCUCCCUUUUCCCACUCCCCCUUGACUCGGAGGCCUGGAUGCUCUGCCGCUGGGCAAUGGUCCAGCUCACAGCCAGGAGGGGGCGGGGGCAGGGGGCACUGUGACAGGAAGCUGCACGCACAAGUUGGCCAUUUCGGGGGCAAAAUAAGUUCUCCCUUGGAUUUGGAAAGGACAAAGGCAGCAAGCUACCCCUUUUGUGUCGGAUGAAGAGGACCAACCAUGAGCCAGAGCCCGAGUGCAGGCUCACCGCCGCCACCGUGGUCAGCUCCAGUUCCUGCCAGGAGUUGUCGGUGCGAGGAAUUUGGUGACAGGCGCUGUUAGUCUGAUCCUCCCUUACAUGAAGGACAAGACAAAGAUCCAGUUUGGAAAUGAGAAAGGAGAACUAGCGGGCGACGUUGGCUCUAUCUCUUGAUAUCUCCCAGAGGCGCAGAAAAAGGAUUCAUGAAGAUGUGGACAAGACUUCAAGUUCUUACUUUAGCUUUAUUUUCAAAGGGAUUUUUACUCUCUUUAGGGGAUCAUAACUUUAUGAGGAGGGAGAUUAAAAUAGAAGGUGACCUUGUUUUGGGGGGCCUAUUUCCUAUUAAUGAAAAAGGCACUGGAACUGAAGACUGUGGGCGAAUCAAUGAAGAUCGAGGGAUCCAACGCCUGGAAGCUAUGUUGUUUGCUAUUGAUGAAAUCAACAAAGACAAUUACCUUCUACCCGGAGUGAAGUUGGGUGUUCAUAUUCUGGAUACAUGCUCAAGGGAUACCUAUGCUUUAGAGCAAUCACUGGAGUUUGUCAGGGCAUCUUUGACUAAAGUGGAUGAAGCUGAGUAUAUGUGUCCUGACGGAUCAUAUGCCAUUCAAGAAAAUAUCCCUCUGCUCAUUGCAGGGGUCAUUGGUGGCUCUUACAGCAGUGUUUCCAUACAGGUGGCAAACCUUCUGAGGCUCUUCCAGAUCCCUCAGAUAAGCUAUGCGUCCACCAGUGCCAAACUCAGCGACAAAUCGCGCUAUGAUUACUUUGCCAGGACCGUGCCCCCCGACUUCUACCAAGCCAAAGCCAUGGCCGAGAUCUUGCGCUUCUUCAACUGGACCUACGUGUCUACUGUGGCCUCUGAGGGCGACUACGGAGAGACUGGGAUUGAGGCCUUUGAGCAAGAAGCCCGCCUGCGCAAUAUCUGCAUCGCGACCUCAGAGAAGGUGGGCCGCUCCAACAUCCGCAAGUCCUACGACAGUGUGAUACGCGAGCUGCUGCAGAAGCCCAAUGCGCGAGUGGUGGUCCUCUUCAUGCGCAGUGACGAUUCACGCGAGCUCAUCGCCGCAGCCAGCCGCAUCAAUGCUUCCUUCACCUGGGUAGCCAGCGAUGGCUGGGGCGCACAGGAAAGCAUUGUCAAAGGCAGCGAGCAUGUGGCAUAUGGUGCCAUCACUCUGGAGUUGGCCUCGCAUCCUGUCCGCCAGUUCGACCGCUAUUUCCAGAGCCUCAACCCUUACAACAAUCAUCGCAAUCCCUGGUUUCGGGACUUCUGGGAACAGAAGUUCCAGUGUAGCCUCCAGAACAAGAGAAACCACAGGCGGGUUUGCGACAAGCACCUGGCCAUUGACAGUAGCAACUAUGAGCAAGAAUCCAAGAUCAUGUUUGUGGUGAAUGCUGUCUAUGCCAUGGCCCAUGCCCUGCACAAAAUGCAGCGCACCCUCUGUCCUAACACUACCAAGCUCUGCGAUGCAAUGAAGAUCCUGGAUGGAAAGAAGCUGUACAAGGAUUACUUGCUGAAAAUCAAUUUCACAGCUCCAUUCAACCCAAAUAAAGGUGCAGAUAGCAUCGUCAAGUUUGACACUUUUGGAGAUGGAAUGGGACGAUACAACGUGUUCAAUUUCCAGUUUGUGGGUGGAAAGUAUUCCUACUUGAAGGUUGGUCACUGGGCAGAAACCUUAUCAUUAGAUGUUGACUCUAUCCACUGGUCCCGGAACUCAAUCCCCACUUCCCAGUGCAGCGACCCCUGUGCCCCCAAUGAAAUGAAGAACAUGCAACCAGGGGAUGUCUGCUGCUGGAUUUGCAUCCCAUGUGAGCCUUACGAAUACCUGAUUGAUGAGUUUACCUGUAUGGACUGUGGGCCUGGGCAGUGGCCCACUGCAGACUUAUCUGGAUGCUUUGAUCUUCCUGAGGACUACAUCAGAUGGGAAGAUGCCUGGGCCAUUGGCCCAGUCUCCAUUGCCUGCCUGGGGUUUAUGUGUACAUGCAUGGUUAUAACUGUGUUUAUCAAGCACAACAACACACCCUUGGUCAAAGCAUCAGGCCGGGAACUCUGCUACAUCUUGCUGUUUGGGGUUAGCCUGUCAUAUUGCAUGACAUUCUUCUUCAUUGCCAAACCAUCACCUGUCAUUUGUGCUUUGCGCCGGCUGGGGCUGGGGACUUCCUUUGCUGUCUGUUAUUCAGCUCUGCUGACCAAGACAAACUGCAUCGCCCGUAUCUUCGAUGGGGUCAAGAAUGGCGCUCAGAGGCCCAAAUUCAUCAGCCCCAGUUCACAGGUUUUCAUCUGCCUGGGUCUGAUACUGGUGCAAAUUAUAGUAGUGUCUGUGUGGCUCAUCCUGGAGGCUCCAGGCACCAGGAGGUAUACUCUUCCAGAGAAGCGGGAAACAGUCAUCUUAAAAUGCAAUGUCAGAGAUUCCAGCAUGCUGAUCUCUCUUACCUAUGAUGUGAUCCUGGUGAUUCUAUGCACUGUGUAUGCCUUCAAAACAAGGAAGUGCCCGGAAAACUUCAACGAAGCCAAGUUCAUAGGUUUUACCAUGUACACCACCUGCAUCAUCUGGUUGGCCUUCCUCCCUAUAUUUUAUGUGACAUCGAGUGACUAUAGAGUGCAGACGACAACCAUGUGCAUCUCUGUUAGCCUGAGUGGCUUUGUGGUCUUGGGCUGUUUGUUUGCACCCAAGGUGCACAUCAUCCUGUUCCAACCCCAGAAGAAUGUGGUCACACACAGACUGCACCUCAACAGGUUCAGUGUCAGUGGAACGGGAACCACAUAUUCUCAGUCCUCUGCAAGCACGUAUGUUCCGACGGUGUGCAAUGGACGGGAAGUCCUAGACUCCACCACCUCGUCUCUGUGAUUGUGAUUUGCAGUUCAGUUAUUGUGUUUUUAGACUGUUAGACAAAUGUGCUCAUGUGCAGCUCCAGAAUGGAAACAGAGCAAAAGAACAACUCUAGUACCUUUUUUUAGAAACAGUACAAUAAAUUAUUUUUGAGGACUGUACAGUAUAUAGUGAUGUGCUAGAACUUUCUAGGAUGAUUUUAGUGCCCCUAUUAUUAACAAUUCCCCAGAACAUGAAAAUAACCAUUGUUUACAGAGCUGAGCAUUGGUGACAGGGUCUGACAGGGUCAGUCUACUAAAAAA